Plectropomus leopardus (leopard coralgrouper) is the source of this 1405-nucleotide messenger RNA. It is a transcript of the gene dusp28, whose product is annotated as dual specificity phosphatase 28. The record is from RefSeq and is a predicted model, not a curated record. NCBI's taxonomy places the organism in Eukaryota, Metazoa, Chordata, Actinopteri, Perciformes, Serranidae. Gene Ontology annotation, molecular function: MAP kinase tyrosine/serine/threonine phosphatase activity. Gene Ontology annotation, biological process: protein dephosphorylation. Gene Ontology annotation, cellular component: cytoplasm.
GUCAUGAGGAGACCUGGACGGACCGGACCGGCCUGAACCGUCCUCCGUCUGCAGCAGCGAACAGGUGGCGGUCCCUGUGAGCGUCAGAGCCUGAGUAAGGAAGCCCGUGAGGGUCAGUGCAGCAGGAUGCUGCAGCUGUGUAAAGUCACGAGCGCCCUGUUCAUCAGUAACGCGCGCUCCGCCUGCAGCGACGAGCUCCUCCAGCAGGAGGCGGUGACGCUCUGCAUCAACGUGUCCAAGCAGCAGCCGUUUCCCGCCGCCGCGGCCGUCACCAAGCUGCAGAUCCCCGUGUACGACGACCCCAACGAGGACCUGUACGCCCACUUCGACCGCUGCGCCGACGCCAUCCAGCAGGAGGCGAACCGCAGAGGACGCAGCGUCGUCUACUGCAAGAACGGACGCAGCCGCUCGGCCACCGUCUGCGUCGCCUACCUGAUGAAACACCGCCAACUGACGCUGACCGACGCGCUACAGAAAGUGAAGACGGCUCGUCACGAGAUCGAUCCGAACCCCGGCUUCCGGUCUCAGCUGCAGAGAUACGAGCAGGAGCUGAAGAGGAGACGAGGACAGACGGACUGAGGGACGGACGGACGGACGGGGACGUCCUGAAAUCAGCCCGCAUCUCAUCUCUUGGUAUUUUUCCUGACUCUGUUUUUGGAAUCGAGCUCAGGUUUAGAUGCAGACGUUGACGUGAACUCACAAACUGACCUGACACAUCACAAAAAAACGUUUAAAGGCUAAAUUACGUAUGAUAACUAAAACUAAAAUAAAAUAGAAAUAUUAAAAUAGAGACUUUAAAGGACAGGACUGCAUGUGUACUGAAUAUACACAUAAUACAAACAAAAUACAAACUAUAAUUACUUAAUUUCUACAUAACUAAGUGCUUUUACUAAAAAGAGACGAUAGAUCAUUUAUACAGCCUAAAUACAUUAAAAAAAAACAUAAAAGAAAUCAUAUAAAUGAAAAAAAUGAAGAUGUAAAGGCCAAUUUAUUUUUUUAAUAAUUUGCCGUUAGGUGCUGUAGAUUUAAAAACUGUGACGUGGUCGGAAAUAAAACAAUUUAACUCAUUAUUUUCACCUGACAUAGUUUUUGUAACGAGUAGAGACGCGACGGCAGUUAAUUCAAUCAAAAAAUUAAUUCACAGAGUUCAAACCGGUUAAAAUUUCAACAUUAUUAAAGGUUAAUAAACUUACAGAGGUUUAAUUGUUGCUUAAUAAAAACAGAAAAAAGAAAAGGCAGAAACAGUUUGCAUCAGCUGUCAGCGUUUUGAUGUUUUGGCUGACGAGCGUGAAUCCACAUUAUCAUUAUCCCUUUAAUGAACCCGAAUAUUUCGCUGAUCCGAACUGAGCCGAACCAUCCAAACUUAUUUUGUUCGUGUUUUUCUUCACGUUAUUUACGAUUUUUG